GCAGAGCACCAAAUGGGGCUUGAAGACAAUGAUGGUAUAGCAGAAUCGAAAUCGCCAGCAGCCGCGGACGGCGACAAUGUAACUCUAGAAGCCGUGCCGAAUGAAGCCAUUCCCGAACAUGCGUUGACUUCCAGUGGCAGUAAUGAGGAACAGGAAGCUGACAGCUCUGGCAUUAUUGAUGGAGAACAGCAAGCAACUACUGGCUUACAAGAUAUUCGAGUCAAUGUUUCUAUUCGAUUUGCUUCUGGUGCCCAAGUUACUGGUGAAACAGAGACAGAGCCUGUCACAGGCAAGACUCUCAACGAGUUUACCGCACAUCCGUGGUCCUCUGGCGCGCCAAUACCUACUGAGUUCUGUCUAGCGGCUUCAGAGUCCAUGCGUCGGGCCAAAUUAUUCCAGGUGAGAUAA
Messenger RNA from Protopolystoma xenopodis, 408 nucleotides. The record is from the annotation of a GenBank genome assembly. NCBI's taxonomy places the organism in Eukaryota, Metazoa, Platyhelminthes, Monogenea, Polystomatidea, Polystomatidae.